GAGCAGCUAGUGGUUGCAAAAAAGAGUGAUGCCGCAUUUCGAACAGCGCUGAUUGGGACACUCUCCCUGGGCAUGAAUAUCCUUGAUGCUCUACGACCACAGAUUUUCUCCCACACAAACUCUUGUUAUAGUCUGAGGAUGAGGGUGUCGGAUGCCUCCGAUCAGAGUCUGCAGCGCGCAACGGGCACUUCAUCUUGGGAAUCGUUGGGCGCUGAAGAUCCUUGGCAUCUCACCUCGGGCUCUCCUCGUGGCAUUAGCAGCACAGAAUCAGGGGGAGGUGUCUUGUUUGAUGGGAAGGGUGGUGAGUUUAAUGGAAACCUGGAAAAUGCGGAGGACAUGAGGGAGGCAUUGACGGGACCGGGUGGAGAGCUGGAGGCCCUGCUGAACGUUUAUUUUGACAUGUUUCGACUGGCAAGCUCCACAGAUCGAACCACAUACGGCACGGUUGUGGCGCAGCUGGCAGAUUUCCUCGCACAUUGUGUUGUGGCUCAGGGAAGGGUGGCGGACAUCGUGUUGCUGCAGCGAUCCUCCCUUGAGCGGAUCGGACAAGCUUUUCCUGGAAUAAAGAAGCUCAAGUUCGUCCUGUCUCUUUUGGAUGAGUUUGAGGCAAGCACUCUCAGUAAGCAAGGGAGAGAACCAGCAUGCCAGAAUGGUGUUGCCCGGGAAAUCAGUGGCUUUAAUAGCGCAGCAACAUCAAGCCAGCCCACUGGCAGGCUUGCUAGUUCCAUGGUGCAGCAAGUCCCUGUCGGCGAAGUUUUGGCCGUUAGAAAGCGGCUGAUUCACUUAAGUGGGUGGAAUCCUUCCCAUAUGGCUCAAAUGCUUGAUACUCAGUGGCCAUCGAGCAGACUGUUUUCCAGAAGGGAAUCGUUGACUCACUCCAUAGAGCCAUACACUGAGGACAUGGAAGGAACAUCACAAGAGAAGGGGGAGAAUACUGAAGAUUCCCUGCCAAUGAUACUGAAAGACAUUGAUCGGGCGUCUGCUCGUUUGCCGGCAAUUCUUCUUCUGCUAGAGGAUGUGCUCAUUGGUCUGACUGCUGUCAAUGACACAGGAGUUCGGGAAGCAGCCUACAAUCUGCUGUACAGAAUACUAGCCCAGAAUAACAGUGAGGCGUCGGUGGCAAAUAUUGCUCUGUGUGUACUGUCGCGAAUAAGGGACCCUGACAUGGCCAUAGCCAGAAGUGCCAUAUGCCAAGCAUCUCGGUUUUACCAUUAUUGCCCAGAUCAUCAAGAGGCUAUGAUCGUAGAAAUGCUACGACGAGGAAGGGCAGCAAGCGAGGAGUUGCGGAAUCUUCUUCGAGUGCUCUUCACUGUGGACUCUUAGUGGAUGAGCUGUUCUUCCGUUGAAGCAAAGUAAUCUCAGUUGGCAUGUGCUGCUACUCGACCUGACCACAAGAUUAACGGUGGUUAUCAAUCCAUCAUUUUCAUCUGACUGCAAUCAUGUGUUGUGGUUAUCCUUGCGGAUUAGUUUAUAAUGUAUUUGAAUGACUUGCGAAUGCGCAGAGAAGGUCUUUGCGACUGUCGAACUGUCUGGCCCCAGGUAAUUCAGACUUAUUUGAUUUCACUCAUCAAGUUUAUCCGGAUUCUUAACUCAGGUCUGUAUUUCGAUUGUUCAUGCGUGUACCAAGU
Messenger RNA from Chara braunii, 1628 nucleotides. NCBI's taxonomy places the organism in Eukaryota, Viridiplantae, Streptophyta, Charophyceae, Charales, Characeae. The record is from the annotation of a GenBank genome assembly.